Molecule: messenger RNA, 2145 nt
Organism: Camelina sativa (false flax)
Lineage: Eukaryota; Viridiplantae; Streptophyta; Magnoliopsida; Brassicales; Brassicaceae
Product: protein HEAT INTOLERANT 4
Biological process (GO): regulation of cellular response to heat
Source: RefSeq, a predicted model, not a curated record
GUUGGUAAUGGCAAAUUAUUGGCCCAUUAAUAGAGUGUCAGAUGAAAAAAAUUAAAAAAACAUCACAGUUGUGUUCAAUCAAUAACUGUGACGUGACGACGACAUCCGCUAGUCUCCGGUUACACUCAUUAUUUACCGGUUUUGGAGAUUGUCUUUUAUUCAUUAUUUUUUUGACAGCAAAAAGAAGAUAAAUGUUUGACAAGUGAAGUAAUUUAUUAAUGGUGUAAAUUAGAACAUUUAUUUACACACACAAAUAUGAGCUGGAUGGCGUUAACGAAUGAAUUUCCCAUUUAUCCAAAAUACAAAACAGCUUUUUCUUUUUGUAAUUUCCGUAUUCAUCAUACGCAAUAACCGAUAAGAUCUGGCCGUCCCAUGAAAGACACGUCAGCUAUAUACGCACGUCAUAAUGUUGACGUUGGUUCAUAAUUACGAUUUUAGCCUUUUAUUAGUUACACUCGAGAAUGAAGAAGGGAGCGAAGAAGAAAGGAGGUUCGCGAGGAGGCCGUAAAGCUAAAGCCGGUUCUACUUCGUCGGCGAGUAAGAACGUUGAUGCGGUGGUAGAGACCUCGACGCAGGAGACUCAGCCUACUCAGACCUCGACGCAGGAGGCAGAGGAAACGGAAGCUAAGGUGGAAUCUCCGCAGCCUGAGAAGGAGGGAGAUAACAAAGAAGAGGCGAAAGAGAAUCAGGAGGAAGAAGCGGAGAAGGUUGAAUCGAAGCCUGCGGAGGAAGGGGAUAACGAAGAAGAAGAGGCGAAAGAGGAUCAGCAGGAGGAAGCGGCGAAGGUUGAAUCUAAACCUGCUGCGGAGGAGGGAGAUAACGAAGAAGAAGCGAAAGAGGAUCAGGAUGAGGAAAUAGAAGAAGCGAAACCUGAUUCCGCUACGCAAAAGGAGAAGGAGAAGGCGAAAGGUGCUUCUUCUUCCCAACCGCCGCCGCUUCGUCGUGGUAAGCGUAAGAGAGGCUCAAAUACGGAACCGGAGAAGAAAACCACUCCGAGAGCCAAGCGAGCCAAAGCAACCAAGGCGCAAGAAGAUGAGCCUGAGUACUUCAUGGAGAAGCGUAAUCUGGAGGAUUUGUGGAGGGCUGCAUUUCCAGUUGGAACGGAGUGGGACCAGCUGGAGUCACUAUAUGAAUUCAACUGGGAUUUUACAAAUCUUGAAGAAGCUCUGGAGGAAGGUGGAAAGCUCUAUGGGAAGAAAGUCUAUGUUUUCGGCUGCACUGAGUCUCAAUCACUCCCUUACAAAAAUGAAACCAAGGAUGUCCUUGUUCCUGCUGUCGUUUGUAUUGAAUCAUCUAUACCCCCUUCUGAUCAGAUAGGAGUUGCAUCGGUUCAAGGGGAGGUUGGGGAAAUCGUUCCAAUGAAAACUAUGAAAAUGGCUUGGGAACCGUACAUCCCACUUGAAAAAAGGGAUAGACAAGUUGAUAAAAUUAACUUUCAAAUUAACAUCUUGGGGUGUACUCAGAGAAGGUCUGCUCUCAAACAUUUGAAGGAUGAUCGUGUUAAAAAGUUCAACUAUUGCCUUCCUUACAUCAACAACCCAUAUAAGGUAGAUGAAUCUGAGCAAAGCACUGUGGUUCAAAUAAUGUUCCCUUCUGAGCCACCAGUUGCAUGUGAAUAUGACUGGGUGAAAAGCGACAUUGAGGAAUUCACCGACAAUCUGAUCAAGGAGGAGACAUUACUCCCGGAACAAAAGGAUGAGUUCGAGGAAUUUGUCAAAGAGGAAAGUGACAAAGCUAAGACAGCUUAUGAAGAGGCACAACAAGCGCGAGAGAAUGCAAAGGAAGGACUGAGCGCAGAAACCAAAAAAGCCUAUCAAGAAAUGAAGUUGUACAAGUUUUAUCCAUUGCCUUCACCAGACACACCGGACGCUGCAGGAAUUGAGAAGUCCCCACUCAUAAACAGGUACUUCGGGAAGGCUCACGAAGUCCUAUAAUCAUUUCUCCAAAACCUAGGAAGCUUUUUGUUUCGGCAAACAUUAUGAACAACUGAAAAUCAAAGAAACCACUUUGGGAUGGUUUAGGCCAAAGAUACAACAACACACUGAUACAAUGUCUUUUAGAGCCGGAUUUUUUUUUUGUUUCUCUGUUUUCUCAAUUUUUUUUUGACGCAACCAACCAAACAGUGUUUGAGACAGACUAAGCAAA